UCCUAUACUGCAUGCUGACAUGUUCACUACAGUAGUUUGCUGCUCAGUGCUGGACAGAGAGAGCGUGUGAGUGUGUUGUUCUUAAAUGGGGAGUGUCUUCUGGCAGGACCGUCACUAGUUUCUGUUUAUAUUUGUUUUUGGGUGACUCGCUGACCAACGUUCUUUCAGAGCACACUCACAAUAUCCACCGGACGAGCAUGAAGAGUUUACUGGAAUUGUUUUUCACUAGCCUUGGUGGUGCAGUUGUUGUUUAUUAUGGAGUGAAGCUGCUGCUUGUCACCAGGAUGCUUUAUCCCAAAAUGUGGUUCCCACUGCCAAAGUCUUUCUUUUCGUCCAUGGGAGAGUGGGCAGUGGUGACUGGUGCAUCCGAGGGCAUAGGAAGAGAAUACGCCUUUGCGCUGGCUGAACAAGGGAUGAAUGUGGUUAUCAUGAGUAGAACCAAAGUCACUUUGGACCAUGUGGCCAAGGAAAUAGGUAACACUACAGGUCGUAAGGUUAAAGUGUUGGUGACAGACUUCACCAUGGACAAUGUCUUCAGUGACAUCGAGGAGCAGCUGAAGGACCUCAACAUCGGAGUAUUAGUUAAUAAUGUAGGCAUGCUGCCCAGUAUUGUCCCCUGCAGAUUCCUUGAAAACGCAGAUUUGGAUCAGACAAUUACAAGAGUGAUAAACUGCAAUGUGAAAACUAUGGUUAAGAUGUGCAAAACAAUCCUUCCAGGCAUGGAAAACAGGGGAAGAGGUGUGAUCUUAAACGUUUCCUCUGGAAUUGCCUCCAUUCCCUUCCCCUUGUACUCGCUGUACGCCGCGUCCAAGAUAUUCGUGGAGAGAUUUUCUCAAGGUCUUCAGGCGGAAUACAAAGAAACCGGGAUUAUUAUACAGCAGUCUUCCUCCGCUGUGGAACACACACACAACAAUGGACAGGCGAGAAUGUGUAGUGAUACGAACGGAGAGGAAAUAACGCCGAGCGACUGCGAGACUGUUGCUCCCUUUGGGGUCUCCACUCGAAUGAAUAGUUACCAGGCAACGAACGUGGUCACAUUGUCUCCACGUGACUUUGUGAAGAGCUCCCUGCAGUACGUCAGAGCUGGAGACAGAACAUACGGCAGCAUCUGUCACAUGUUCCUGGGCUGGCUACUACAGACCUUGCCACUCAAGAUUGUCUACGCAGACUAUGUGCUAAACGGCCUGCAAGAGUUUGUGGCGAGGAAACAAGCGCAGAAGAGAGCCAUCUCAGCUUUGAGCGCAGCUUAAUCACAUACCACUCUAAAGACAAGGGGUGUCCAAGCUUUUCCCAGCGAGGGCCACGUACUGAAAAAUGAAAGGAUGCAAGGUCCACUUUGAUAUUUUGUAAAGCACACAUGUACCUGUAUAUAUGCUAAGAUGUUAGAUGUAUUUCAAGAAAAAACUGCAUCUCAGCUUUGUGAUAUAGGUGAAAAAGCAUUAUAAGUAUGAACUUUGGUCUUCACUCUUUUUUCCCCUUUUGGCUGUUUUUUUAUUUUAAUUUUACAAAUAUUUCAACUUUCUUCUUAAAUAAUCUUCAUGAAUAUUAUUUUCCUAAUUUUAUGACUUUAUUCCCAUAAUAUUUUGACUUCACACCAUAAUAUUACAAGUUUUUCCCCAACCUAGUUUUCCAGAAAUUAUAAUUUGUCUCCCAAAAUAUUACGACUUUUGAAAAAUAGUAUCCUUUUUUUUCUUUAAUAUUUCAACUCAAUUAUUUCUCAUUCUCUGCAGGACAGGAAGGGUGACUUCCUGUCUGGUGCUCUUACUUUGUGUGGUGUGCAGCCGCUUCGCCCCAGUGAAUCUGUGCGCAGCUGUGUCCAAUUACAAUGAAUUGGGUUCAUAAGCCGCUUAUGAACCCAAUUCAUUGCCUGUGUUCUCCUCGCACAUGCUGUCACAUGAACAGUUUCCUUUCCUGUGGCUACGUCCUGAAACUACCGGUUGUGUUUCACCUUUUGUUGCCUGUAUUCUACACAACUGUGAGUACAUGCACCUACUUGUGCCUAAUAAAAGGACUUUU
This is a messenger RNA of Dunckerocampus dactyliophorus (ringed pipefish), 2016 nucleotides long. It is a transcript of the gene hsd17b3, whose product is annotated as hydroxysteroid (17-beta) dehydrogenase 3. Lineage: Eukaryota; Metazoa; Chordata; Actinopteri; Syngnathiformes; Syngnathidae. The transcript has 12 exons. Bases 198 to 1250 code for a protein of 350 amino acids. The record is from RefSeq and is a predicted model, not a curated record. Gene Ontology annotation, cellular component: endoplasmic reticulum. Gene Ontology annotation, molecular function: testosterone dehydrogenase (NADP+) activity.